Messenger RNA from Prunus armeniaca (apricot), 1398 nucleotides. NCBI's taxonomy places the organism in Eukaryota, Viridiplantae, Streptophyta, Magnoliopsida, Rosales, Rosaceae. The record is from the annotation of a GenBank genome assembly.
AUGACCGGGCCGCCGUCCUCUUCCUACCCCGGCCAGGUCCCGCCGCCAGCCGCCGUGAUUUCGCCGGAAAACGAGGAGAAAAGCUCCGGUUUUGACAGAAACUUCGCCGGCUUCGUUCUCCGUCGUCCGGCCGCCAUUUUUGGCGAUCCAGGAGAGACUCUGCCGAAAUUUUGGCAGAAAGUCUCGUGCCCUAAAUCCUCUCUGGUAAAGGAGGACAUAGUUUUAAGGAGUGAACCCGGCGUGGGUGUGAUGCCGGGGUCUCCGCAGGGUUCGUCUCGGGUUCUGGGAAAUUCGGGGCGGGUCCUGUCAAUAAGGGCCACUUCUUUCAUGGAAAAUAGGGUUCAACAAGCUUCUGUUGAUGGAAUACAAAAGGAACAUCGACAUAAACUCAACCCCGACAAGGACUUGGUGGUGAAUAAUGAUGGAAUCAUCAUACAAUACGAGUUUAAUUAUGACUCCUCUCAUAUCUACUCUAGCGGGAAAAUCUACUUUAAAGAUGGCAAAGAAAGAGAGGCUCGAUUUUUCAAAUUCGAAAAAUCAGAAGAGGACUUAGCAAAGAAGAUAUUUACCCUGACUUCCAAGUUUGUAAAUUACAAGGGUGUGGGUGUCUUGAAACCUCACUUCCUCACCUAUUAUGAACCACAAAAUAUUUGGAUUUUGUGCACCGAAAAAUUUGAUCAUCUUCUGAGUGAAAUAAAGAUGGAUGUUGAAGAUCGUGUAGAUGGCGAUUCGUGGUGGCUCGAUUCGAUUUGGGACCUUUUACAAACGAUAAAGGAUAUUCAUUCUCAUAUGCUGUUUCAUAAUGGAUUGAACCAAACGGACAAUUAUGUUGUUGUUUCCGAUAAAAUCAAGAUUAUUAACAUCCAAAGUAGUUUUGAAGAUCUUGAAGAUCCUGAAGAUCUUUCAAAUAUACGUGUGUUGAGAACGAAUGACUUAAAAGCAUUUAGGAACAUGUUAAAGGAAAAAAUAAUGUUGCCAGGCGAUUCUUGGCUUGAUCGCGAUGCUUUCUUUGAUUUCUUUGACUACGAAGAAUUUACGUACCCUCUAUUUGUCGAGAAACUAGCAAGCCAUCCCUUUUUAUUAACUCCGGCGGAAAGAAUGAAGUGUUUUUACAGUAUACAUGACUCUGCAAAUGAAAGCAAGUUCAAGAGAAUAUUAGAUGGUAGGGCAUUCCAUCAGUAUAGGAAAUGGAAUAGGAAAGAUAUGGUUCGUGAGUUCCAAGAGGUUUAUUACCAUUCCAAUUCGAAAUAUGAUGGUGAAUCUGUAUGGGACCUUGUAGAAUUUUUGAAAGAUGUAUAUGUCCAUCAUAAUCCUCGUGAUUUAACCCUUGAAGCUGCGGACGCUGAGGUCAAAAGGUUGUACCCUAAUUUCUUGGAGAAGAUUCAUGCUAUCGUAUGA